Molecule: messenger RNA, 2268 nt
Organism: Heteronotia binoei (common prickly gecko)
Lineage: Eukaryota; Metazoa; Chordata; Lepidosauria; Squamata; Gekkonidae
Gene: C14H16orf46
Product: chromosome 14 C16orf46 homolog
Exons: 5
Coding region: 1-2268 (755 amino acids)
Source: RefSeq, a predicted model, not a curated record
AUGCAUGCGUUUCAAGGACGGAGCCCUUUGUCAGGCCAGGUUGAGGACGCGCACGGCGCCGCGCAGGGCCGAGGCUUCGGGCCGCACCGACUCCAGGCGGACCUUGUGCUGGCGGACGCGCUCCAGGAAGCCGGCAGUGGCGCCGGGCUGCGGCGGGAAGAGGGGCUCCAGCAGGGGCGCGGGGGGCCCGAAGAGCACCGGCUCCAGCUCGCCGAGGGCGGGCGGCUUGCGCGUCUUGAGCAGGCAGAACGCGUGGAGCCUGCAGAGUCAGCAACUGUAAUGACUUCCUCUGGCCAGAAUCAAAGUGAAAUCAGUUCUGAAAAAGCUACUGCAAAUGUGAAAACUGUGGAAAGGGAUUGGCGCUGCAUCUAUCCAAAUGAGAGAAGGGAGAGGAAUCAGAUCUACACUCUUCUGAGCAUCAGUAACAGUGCAAAUGAGCAAGAGGAGAAGUCCUUGGAGUGUAUUAAUGGAACAGGAUGGGAGGAAGCAGUACAAGGCUGGAGCAAGACAGCCUCAUUCGCUCAUCUUCAGUUACAAAAAAGAGCUAGAAAAACAAGGACAAGUGAGUCUGUUGGUGGCUGCCUGUAUUGCUUAGAUCUGAUGCACAUUAUUGACAAAGGCUUGGAGCAAGACCCCAAGUUAAGUGCAAGUGUCGCCACAGACAGUAUUCCAGAAAAACAAACUCUGCUCUAUUCUAAUACAGCUCUGAGCUCUUACUCUGUGGUAGAUGAUUCAAAAAAAGACAACUAUAAUGGUAAAUUAAAUUCUACCCAAACAUCCCAAGGAGAAAAGAAAAGAUUGUCCCUAAAGGAAGCUCAGGCUCUUCUAAGUGAAAAGAAGACUUUUUUAAUGAAGGAGAAUCAGCUAUUCCAAGCAGAAAAGAAAGCGGUGCCAAUAAGAGAGUAUAGCAUAUUAGCUCUUGGAAAGCCAAAAAGUGUAGAAACCUUAAAAUGCAAAGAUACAAAGAACCAUGAGCCUGUAACAGGUAAUCUGGGAUACUCUGAAGCAACUCCUGUUAAAUCAUCAAUGGUAUUGCCACCUCUGAAGGACACAGCUUUCAAAAACAGCCUGGACCCUUCACCAAAGAAAAGUAAGCCCAUUAUUUUCCAGGCAAAUGAAAAAGCAUCCCGUGCUGUUUCAGAGACAGUUUCCUGCCCUCAGGUUUUUAAAGCCAAAGAACCCAACCAUGAGAAAGGAGUAGACCUAACAGGUGAUGCGUUGAAGGAGCCGGUAAAAUUGUAUGAGAGAACCACUUUUGCCCCAAAGUUUCCCAAGACUUCAUGCAUCUCAGGAACCACGGACCAGUGCUACUGGCGCUGUGCUUUUAUACGUGAUAGAAAAAUUACACCCGUAUCUAAUUCAAUUGCACUGAGAAGAAAGAAUCAUCACUCUGGCAUGCAUUUUCUGCAUACAAAAGGAGCGCGUGACAGCAAAGCCGAUGAGAAUUGGGACCCUUGCACCAGAAGCAGGAAUCACACUGGACCCAGACAAGGAAAUGAGUCAAAAACACAGGAGAUCCCACUGCUUUCUGGACUGUUCCCUUCCUUAACGGAACUUGGCUGGGGGAGAGCUACUCCUUUCGCAUGCUGCAAGAUCCAGCUAAAGUCCAAGAACCCAAGAAUAAGCAAAACAGUCUCUAACAUAUCUCACAGAAACAAGGCUCCUGAGGGAAAUUUGGCUUGGAUAACACAACCUGAGAGAAAUCGGACAAACACAUAUCAUAAGUUUACUGAAGGAGAAACAGUUUCUAGCUACAAGAAGUUAAAGGCCUCCUACUUUAAGCCAUACAACUAUAUUCCAGUGAUGACUGUGCACCCUGAGGGAGAAAGAAUGAAUGGCAAAUUAGAUAGCAUUCGGGCAUUCCUUAGUGAAAAGAGGACCUUACCAAUAAAGGAAUACGAGAUUAAGUACUCAGAAGGAUAUGCAAAACCUGCAGUCCUAAAAUAUCCCAAGAUCCACCUUCCAAGAAUUAUCCAGAGUAACACCCCCAUCGAUUUUAGCUACCCAUCCUUAAAUGCAUUCUUGGUCUUAAAACCAGAAGGAAAAGGAAUUGUCAGCUUGCAUCUGGAGCCCCCUUCGAAGAAAAAUGAAACAAGUACAGUGAAAAAAACUAAGGGGGGCAGCACAUCAACGGAAACUCUUCUCCACAGCCGCCAGAUUAAAAAAGGAAAGCAAAAGAGUAAAAGAAAUAUUGUUAUGAGAAAUAAAAUAGCAACAAAACAAAUUAAAAAUAAUGUACCACCCUUCCAUGUCUCCUUAAUGCUCUGA